AUGAUGAAUUGUUUUCUUCCCUUACAAAACAGAACCAUCCAACAAAAAGAAGGUUUUUCUCUCAUCCAAUACUAUUUCAACAUCAAUAAUGCAAGUCUUAUGGAGACUCACUCAUACUAUGAUCGUUCUAGUGGUUAUAUCUCUUUACCUCCAACGGUGGAUUUCCCGUAUGUGGUUUGGAAUGAUUUUUGUUUGUCGAAUCAUUCUGAAAAAGAUGCAUUCGAGUGUUGGAAUCGAACCGUUGUCGAUCACAUCAAACUUGUUCAAGGAUUUCCUUCAUUUUCGGUGUUUCUGAACCACAAGACGCAUUUUCAAGAGUUGAAAAAGAAUUAUUGGAGAAAGAAUGAAAAUAAUGAAAUGAAAGCAGUGGUCAUGAAUCAAGAUCUACGGGUUUUACUCAAAGAGGAUGUUCAAAAGAAAGUGAAUUUUGGUCGAAAAUUGUCUUUCAUUGUUGUGACAAUUCUUGCGUUGUUUGCCACCAUCGCUUAUUGCCUCUUUUACAUUGUAAGGAUUUCAGGAAGUACUACACAUGUUUUUUCUUGUUGUUGCGGAUUCAAAGCAAGCCGUACCAAUUGUGAAGAUUUCGAAAUGUGGAAAACUUUUGAUCCUUCUUUCAGGAUUUCCAUCAAUGAAUCAUUUCAGUCCAAAAAGAAAGAUGAAUCAUUCUUUUCAUUCGAAGAGAAAAACAGAAGCUUAGUGAUCAAGUGUUCCUUGCCUUCGCAUGAAUUGGGACCUCAUUUGACAGAUGUUUUUCUUUCCAAUCCAGUCGAUAAGGAAAAGCUAAUUUUGUACGAAAGAGCUGUGAAUAGUUUUGUCAACGCAGGCAGAGGCCCAUUCAAGGUUCGUUUCUUGCUACCAGUCGCCUUACUUCUAAUCAUUUCCUUUUCGAGCUCAAUUAUAAUAUUUACUCUUGCAUUGACUCUUCUAAAAACAAUGUUGUUUACAAUCAUUGGACUUUUUGGAUUGGUUAUGGUCUUUUCAAUUUUAUACUUUCUUUACAAAUUCGAGUGCUCUGGAAUGCAUUAUUUUGUGACAAAUCACAGACUUGUCAUUGUUGAAAGUAUGAGCGAUUGUUAUAAUAUUUAUUAUAUCAUGCUUCAAGAUAUUGAAAGAGUUUGGAUGAAUGAAGAUGACAAGUUGAUGGCUGAAAUUCAUGAUGAAAAACAUGGUUUUGUGAAAGGUGUGCUUCUUGAACGUGUUUCUGAUCAUCAAUUUUAUUUGAAUGCUCUUUCCAAUUAG
Messenger RNA from Naegleria fowleri, 1239 nucleotides. RefSeq lists its product as uncharacterized. Bases 1 to 1239 code for a protein of 412 amino acids. The record is from RefSeq and is a predicted model, not a curated record. Lineage: Eukaryota; Heterolobosea; Eutetramitea; Acrasida; Naegleriidae. The transcript has a single exon.